This is a messenger RNA of Xenopus laevis (African clawed frog), 6169 nucleotides long. RefSeq names its product serine/threonine-protein kinase MRCK beta-like (gene cdc42bpb.S). Bases 387 to 5774 code for a protein of 1795 amino acids. The transcript has 39 exons. NCBI's taxonomy places the organism in Eukaryota, Metazoa, Chordata, Amphibia, Anura, Pipidae. The record is from RefSeq and is a predicted model, not a curated record.
AUUCCCUAAGGAUAUGCAGCGCCGCUCACUGGCCGGAAGAGGGCUCUUCCAGCAUUGUUCUGACGUCAGUCGGGACAUUCCUUCCCUUUCCGGUGGGAAGGGCUUCGUCUCCCGGUUCAGCUCCGUGAUCCCGAGGAAGAGAGAAUUAGAGCGUUUAAGAAAGCAGGGAGUGGGAGCGGCCAUGAUGUCCGCCGGUUAUGGUCUGAAGGAGCAGCGAGCGGCUAAUUGACUUGUUACUGAAAGAGAAAGAGACACAGCAAAGCCCGGGCUGGGUGAGGGGCUCGUCCCGUGUUCAUGGACCAACCGGGCCCCUGAGCCUGCAGUGUAACGCCUUCACUAUCAUUAACAUCACGUGCUCAGUUUAGCUAGUCUGCUAGUCGGGCAACAUGUCGGCUAAAGUGAGACUGAAGAAGCUGGAGCAGCUGCUCUUGGAUGGGCCCCAAAAGAACGAGGCGGCCCUCAGUGUGGAGACAUUGCUGGACGUGCUCCUGUGUCUCUAUACCGAGUGCUCCACUUCCACUCUCCGCAGGGACAAGUAUGUCAGCGAGUUUCUGGAAUGGGCAAAACCCUUCACAGAUCUACUUAAGGGAAUACAGCUUCACCGGGACGACUUUGAAAUCAUCAAAGUAAUUGGAAGAGGGGCUUUUGGAGAGGUUGCAGUUGUUAGAUUGAAAAAUACCGAACGCAUUUACGCAAUGAAAAUACUGAACAAAUGGGAGAUGCUUAAAAGAGCAGAGACGGCUUGUUUCCGGGAAGAGCGAAAUGUGUUGGUAAAUGGUGAUUGUCAGUGGAUCACUACCUUAUAUUAUGCCUUUCAGGAUGAGAACUAUUUGUAUUUAGUCAUGGAUUACUAUGUAGGUGGAGACCUAUUAACACUUCUCAGCAAAUUUGAAGACAGACUUCCUGAAGACAUGGCUAGGUUUUAUCUUGCUGAAAUGGUGCUUGCUAUCCACUCCAUUCAUCAACUGCAUUAUGUGCACAGGGAUAUCAAACCUGAUAACGUUCUCCUAGAUAUGAAUGGUCACAUUCGCCUAGCAGAUUUUGGAUCUUGUCUGAAAAUGAAUGUUGAUGGAACUGUUCAGUCUUCAGUGGCAGUAGGAACACCUGACUAUAUCUCCCCAGAGAUCUUACAAGCCAUGGAAGAUGGAAUGGGAAAAUACGGACCUGAAUGUGAUUGGUGGUCUCUUGGGGUCUGCAUGUAUGAAAUGCUCUAUGGGGAAACGCCUUUCUAUGCAGAGUCACUUGUGGAAACCUAUGGAAAAAUCAUGAAUCAUGAAGAAAGAUUUCAGUUUCCCUCUCAUAUUGGUGAUGUGUCGGAAUCAGCCAAAGAUCUCAUUCAGAGGCUAAUCUGCAGCAGGGAGCGUCGACUCGGCCAAAAUGGAAUUGAUGAUUUUAAGGCUCAUGCAUUUUUCGAAGGAAUCAACUGGGAUAAUAUCAGGAACUUGGAAGCCCCUUACAUUCCUGAUGUCAGCAGUCCCUCUGACACAUCAAACUUUGACGUGGAUGAUGAUAUUCUAAGGAACCCUGAAGUUAUUCCUCCUAGUACCCACAGUGGCUUUUCAGGCUUCCAUCUACCAUUUGUGGGAUUUACAUACACUACCGACAGCUGUUUUUCUGACCGAGGAUCCUUAAAAGACACCAUUCAUUCGAAUGCUGUGACCAAAGAUGAGGAUGUGCAGCGAGGCCUUCAAAAUAGCUUACAGAUCGAUGCUUAUGAGAGAAGAAUCAGGCGACUGGAGCAGGAAAAACUGGAACUGAAUAGAAAAUUACAAGAGUCAACUCAGACUGUCCAAUCUCUGCAAGGAUCAUCCAGAACAACAGGAACAUUAACCCGGGACAAAGAAAUCAGAAAGCUGAAUGAAGAAAUCGAACGGCUUAAGAAUAAAAUAUCAGAUUCGAAUCGAAUAGAGCGACAGCUGGAGGAUGUUGUUGCACUGAGGCAGCAAUAUGAUGAUUCAACAAGCAAGAUGAAAGGCUUUGAGAAACAGCAUCGUGCUCUGAAACAAGAACGGGAUGAUCUACAAAAGCAAUUUACUGAUGCUCAGGAACGGUUAAAGUCCCAGACCAAGGAGCUGAAGGAUGCCAAUCAACAUAGAAAACUCACUCAGCAAGAGUUUGCUGAACUUAAUGAGAAGAUGGCAGAGUUGAGAUCACAGAAGCUGAAGUUGUCCCGCCAGCUACGGGAUAAGGAAGAAGAACUGGAGCUGGUUAUGCAGAAAAUUGACACCAUGCGUCAGGAAAACCGCAAAUCGGAAAAAGCCAGAAAAGAGUUGGAAGCACAGCUUGAAGAGGCCACUGCUGAGGCAUCCAAGGAACGCAAAUUGCGAGAACGUAGUGAGAUAUUCUGCAAACAGUUGGAAAGUGAACUGGAAGCUCUUAAGUUAAAACAGGGCGUUCGAACUCCCGGUGCAACCUUGGAGCAUAAACAGGAGCUCUCAAGAGUCAAAUCUGAGCUUGAAAAGAAGAUCUUGUCUUUUGAAGAAGAGCUAUUAAGACGAGAAACGGCUCAUUCCUUGGAGAUGAAAAACAUAAGAAAAGAAAUACAUGAUACUGAGGGUCAGCAGCUUGCCCUGAAGAAAGAAACCCUCAUGCUUAAAGAUAAGCUUGAAAAAGCAAAACGUGAGCGGCAAUCUGAGCUGGAAGAAGCUGUCGGAACUCUAAAGGAAAAAUACGAGCGAGAGAGGAGCAUCCUUUUAGAUGAAAAUAAAAAACUUUCUUCUCAAACAGAAAGGCUGUCUUCUUUUGUGGAUAAAUUGACUGAGCAGAAUCGUCAGCUGGAAGAUGACCUACAGGACCUCACAGCUAAAAAAGAAUCUGUAGCUCACUGGGAAGCUCAAAUUGCUGAAAUCAUUCAGUGGGUAAGUGAUGAAAAGGAUGCCCGUGGUUAUCUUCAAGCUUUAGCUUCAAAGAUGACUGAAGAACUCGAGUCAUUAAGGAGUUCAAGUCUUGGAUCCCGAGCCCUGCCUGACCUCUCAUUCCCGCAAGGCUUGGCCCCUUACAGUUCUGAUAGGCUGGAUCCACUAUGGAAAGUGCGACGCAGUCAGAAACUUGACAUGUCUGCGCGUUUGGAGUUGCAGUCUGCUUUAGAUGCUGAAAUCCGCGCCAAGCAGGUGGUCCAGGAAGAGCUGAGAAACGCCAAGGAUUCAAAUAUUCUCUUUGAAAGUAAACUGAAAGAUGCAGAAUUAAAAAAUAAUGAACUUUUAGAGGAGAUGGAGAGCCUUAAAAAGAAGCUGGAGGAAAAAUACAAAGACGACAGUGGACUCAAAAUUCGUGACUUUCAUGAGUCCAUCUUUGAGUAUUUUAACACUUCUCCACUGCCACAUGACCUAACCUUAAGAAGUAGUACAAUUAGUGAGCCUGAUAUCCCAUCUCCCAAACCUGAAGUUUCUGCAUCGCUUGCCAUUCCAUCCACUCCAGACCAGCAAGAGGAGCUCUCGAGGUCUCAGUCUCGGACACAGCCUGCCCCAUCUCCCACAUUUACACCAAUUUCAAUCUCCAUCCCAAAGCCCAAAGCUCACCAGCUUGUUAUCAAGUCCUUCCUGAAUCCCACACAGUGUUCUCACUGUACAUCACUCAUGGUUGGGCUGGUGCGGCAAGGAUAUGCAUGUGAAGUGUGUCCUUUUGCGUGCCAUGUAUUGUGCAAGGAGAGCGCACCACAAGUCUGUCCUAUUCCAGCAGAGCAGUCCAAGAGACCGCUUGGAGUAGACGUACAGAGGGGGAUUGGAACUGCUUACAAGGGAUAUGUGAGGAUUCCGAAACCUACUGGAGUGAAAAAAGGCUGGCAGAGAGCAUUCGCUGUUGUUUGCGACUGUAAGCUGUUUUUAUAUGAUGUCCCAGAAGGACGUUCUACUCAACCUGGAGUUGUUGCCAGCCAAGUUGUAGAUCUUAGGGAUGAAGACUUUUCUGUGAGUUCUGUUUUAGCUUCUGAUGUCAUACAUGCCACUCGCAAGGACAUUCCCUGCAUAUUUAGGGUGACGGCUUCUCUUCUAGGUUCACCCUCCAAAACCACAACAUCUCUUCUAAUCCUAACAGAGAGCGAGGCAGAAAAGAGGAAGUGGGUUGGAAUUCUGGAAGGACUGCAAGCGAUUUUACAGAAAAACAACCUAAGGAACCAGGCAGUGCAUUGUCCACAGGAAGCCUAUGACAGCACUUUGCCUCUUAUUAAAACUAUUGUAGCUGCUGCUGUUGUAGAUCACGAUCGAAUAGCUGUUGGCACUGAAGAAGGACUGUACGUAAUAGAGGUUACAAGAGAUGUGAUCGUACGUGCUGCUGACUGUAAAAAAGUCUACCAGAUAGAACUGGUUCCCAAAGAGAAGAUUGUUGUUCUUGUGUGCGGGCGUAAUCACCACGUUCAUCUGUUUCCUUGGUCCUCCCUUGAUGGGUCAGAGGGCAGUUUUGACAUCAAACUGCCAGAGUCCAAAGGCUGCCAGUUUAUAACAACUGGAUCACUGAAAAAAUCGGCUUCUCCUUGCUUGUUUGUGGCGGUCAAACGGCAGAUCUUUUGCUAUGAAAUCCAUAGAACUAAACCAUACCAUAAGAAGUUCAAUGAAAUUGUGGCUCCAGGCAAUGUACAGUGGAUGGCUUCAUUUAAAGACAAACUGUGUGUUGGCUACCAGUCUGGUUUCUCACUGUUGAACGUACAUGGAGAGGGCCAGCCCAUAAAUUUGGUGAACCCUAGCGAUUCUUCCCUUGCGUUUCUAUCACAGCAGCCAGUGGAUGCCCUGUGUGCAGUAGAGCUCGGUAAGGAUGAAUACUUGCUUUGCUUCAGUCAGCUCGGGGUGUAUGUGGAUUCUCAAGGACGAAGGACACGAAUGCAGGAGCUGAUGUGGCCAGCGACUCCUCUCGCAUGCAGUUGCAGCUCCUCAUAUGUUUCAGUUUACAGUGAGUAUGGCAUUGAUGUUUUUGAUGUCUCCACCAUGGAUUGGGUUCAAACCAUCGGUUUACGACGGAUAAAGCCUCUAAAUGGAGAAGGUUCCUUGAAUUUGCUGAAUUCUGAGCCUGCACGUCUCUUGUAUUUGAAGAGCAUAUAUUCAGAAGGACCUAUCCUGACCGUGCCAGAAACAUCUGAUAACAGCAAAAAGCAAAUGGUCCGGACUAGAAGCAAGAGAAAGUUUGUGUUCAAGGUACCAGAAGAGGAGAGAUUACAGCAAAGAAGGGAGAUGCUUCGGGAUCCCGAACUAAGAUCCAAAAUGAUCUCCAACCCAACCAAUUUCAACCACGUGGCACACAUGGGACCUGGAGACGGGAUGCAAGUGCUCAUGGACCUGCCUCUGCAGACUGAAUUUCCUUCCCUCUCAUCCUCCCGAAACUCUGCUCUGAUAUCACCUCCAGCAAACUUUGAACACGUCUAUCAUAUGAGCUCUGUUUCAGCCAACAUCUUUCUUCAGAACGAGCAGUGCUCCCUGCAAGGCCUCUCUCUGUCUUCUUCCUCUUCCUGUCCCUCUUCUACUUCCUUAGCAAGGAGUGUCUUGCCGUCAUCUCAGGAUGAAAACCCAAGGGAGCGACUUCGUCCUCCUUCCACCAACGCUGCUCGUCAGCAGCAACAACAGCGAAGCAAAUCCUACAUCUCGUGGCCCACAUCGGGACCUGGAGAUGUAUCCUCACGAAGUAUAGGAGACCCUGACCAAGAAAUGGAUAAAGAGCCAGAUUCAGAUUCCACAAAACAUUCCACCCCUUCAAACAGCUCCAACCCCAGUGGUCCCCCGAGCCCUAAUUCUCCGCAUAGGAAUCAGCUGACAUUGGAUGGCUUGGACCAAUCAGCAUGUGAUGCAUAACGCUGUGUCCCUAGCAAGACUUCAGAGCGUCCUAUUAUUAUCUGGAACAGUGAUACAGUGGGAGAGUGCAUUGGUUUCGUCUCUUAGUGCCAAGAUGAGAAGUACCUAGUGUUGCACAAAAUCCUCAACCCCCAUAUUGUAGAUACAGUUAAGAAUUAAAAGGAAAAAAAAAAGUUUAAUAUAUGUGAUCAAGCUUUUAUAUGCAAAAGUAUUCACUGUUUGUAGUAGUGAUUCCGUUCUGUUUUACACUACAGUGACAAGAUAGGAUAUUAUGUUUUAAUUUUUAAAUGGCACCCAUUGUAUGAUGCUGCUAGCUCUGGGGCAAAAAAAAAAAACAGACUUAAAGAGGCUGCUUAUUGUUGUUGCUAACUAGCACUAGAUAGGAUAUUCCAUUA